AUGAGCGCAAGCACCGGUCACAGAUCCCCUGCAACAAUGCCCCGCCGUAACAGCCCUGCGGCUUCACCCUCGUCGCUCCCCUUGGUCGUCACUCUCAAUUGCAUCGAUGACUUCGGCAUGGAGCAGGACUCCUUGUCCGGCGUGGCCGCUGUCGAGCACGUGCCGCUCAGUCGCCUCGCCGAAGGCAAGAUCGAGUCGGCCUCCGCCGUGCUCCUCCAGUCCCUCGCGUACCUCCCACGGGCCGCCCAGCGCCGCCUCCGCCCCUACCAGCUCAUUCUCUGCCUCGGUUCCUCCGACCGCGCAGUCGAUUCGGCCUUGGCCGCCGACCUCGGGAUCCGGCUUGUCCACGUGGACGUGUCGCGUGCCGAGGAGAUUGCCGACACGGUUAUGGCGCUCUUCCUCGGAUUGCUCCGCCGGACGCACAUGCUCUCCCGCCACACGCUCUCCGCUUCGGGAUGGCUCGGCUCGAUCCAGCCGCUGUGCCGUGGGAUGAGACGGUGUCGAGGCUUGGUUUUGGGGAUUGUCGGCAGAUCUGCGUCGGCUAGGUCUCUGGCUACAAGGAGCUUGGCCUUCAAAAUGAACGUUCUCUAUUUCGAUGUUCAAGACGUAGAGGUGAAUGGAAAAGUGAGCAGGUCUCCUGUAAGCUUUCCUUCUGCUGCGAGAAGAAUGGAUACACUUAAUGAUUUACUGGCUGCAAGUGACCUCAUUUCAUUGCACUGUGCUCUGACAAAUGAAACAGUUCAGAUUCUAAAUGCUGAAUGCUUACAGCAUGUAAAGCCUGGAGCAUUUCUGGUCAACACAGGGAGCUGUCAACUAUUGGACGAUUGUUCUGUGAAACAGCUUUUGAUUGACGGAACCUUAGCUGGGUGUGCUUUAGAUGGCGCUGAAGGGCCACAAUGGAUGGAAGCAUGGGUGAAGGAGAUGCCCAACGUGUUGAUACUUCCACACAGUGCAGAUUAUAGUGAAGAAGUAUGGUUGGAGAUAAGGGAGAAAGCUAUCUCCAUAUUGCAGACAUUCUUUUUUGACGGGAUUGUUCCAAAAGAUUCUGUAUCUGAAGAGGAGAAUGAAAGUGAGUUAGGUGAUGAAAAUGAAGAGUCGGAUAAGCUGGACAGAGAAAAUAACUUGCAGCUAUCUGUUAUUGAGCAACCAACUGAAGUCAUUCAUUCAAGUCCAGAACGCUCUCAGAAUAAAGAAGCUAUUCAAUCCAAGGAGUCUCCUAGCCAGCACCAAAGUUCAGGUUUAUCUCAAAGUGCCACUCGACCUGAUGGAAGACGAGGCAGAUCAGGUAAGAAAGCCAAAAAGAGGCACGCACACCAAAAAUCCCGGCAAAAGUCAGAUGAUCCUUCACGAGAAAAAGAAAGUACCUCACAGCGGGAAGAAGAUACAGCUAUGAGUGGAACUGAUCAAGCAUUAAGUUCCAGUUCUCGGUUUGCCUCCCCAGAGGACUCAAGAAGUAGGAAAACUCAAAUAGAAUCAAUGCAAGAAUUGCCUUCCCACCAUCUUCAAAAAUCUAUUAAGAGGCUCAGUGGAAAGCCUGGUGAGCUGUUGAAGGAUGGGUAUGUUGUCGCCUUGUAUGCAAGAGAUCGUCCCGCCCUCCAUGUCUCAAGGCAAAGAGUUAAAGGUGGCGGUUGGUUCCUAGAUACCAUGUCAAAUGUAACAAAAAGAGAUCCUGCAGCUCAGUUUCUCAUUGUUAUCAGAAGCAAGGACACAAUUGGUUUGCGAUCUUUUGCUGCUGGUGGAAAGUUAUUGCAGAUAAAUAGAAAAAUGGAGUUUGUAUUUGCCAGUCACAGUUUCGAUGUCUGGGAGAGUUGGAUGUUGGAAGGUACUCUGGAGGAAUGUAAACUGGUUAACUGUAGAAAUCCUUUGGCUGUUUUGGAUGUAAGCAUCGAGAUUCUGGCCACCAUAUGUGAAGACGGGGUUACACGUUGGCUUGAUUAGACUGCGACGAGAAAGAAUACUAAGAAUCCUAACAUUUUUAUUCUGAUUUUUUCCUCUUUCUGAGGUUUGUAUCAUUUUAAAACAGCUUGAGAGUUGUAAAGCGUUCUUUUUCUUAUUAUUUUUGGUUCAUCUACACUUCCCUUUUUCGGGUUUUUCGUCGCAUAAUGUUAUCAACUGGUAGAAGAUUUGUGUUGUGGGUUAUUCAGCCUCCAGAUAUUAGGUGCGUGUAUUGUGUAAUGUACAAGUGAUAUCCUUUGGUUUGUCCCAAGGGAUGGCGGUUGUAACUCAUCCAUCAAGGAAGUUUCACUCGGAGUGUUGUUUUGCGAUUGAUGAAUCUUAUUGUUUCUCUAUCA
Messenger RNA from Pyrus x bretschneideri (Chinese white pear), 2291 nucleotides. RefSeq names its product C-terminal binding protein AN. The record is from RefSeq and is a predicted model, not a curated record. The transcript has 7 exons. Bases 1 to 1938 code for a protein of 645 amino acids. Lineage: Eukaryota; Viridiplantae; Streptophyta; Magnoliopsida; Rosales; Rosaceae. Gene Ontology annotation, molecular function: NAD binding. Gene Ontology annotation, biological process: microtubule cytoskeleton organization.